Molecule: messenger RNA, 1212 nt
Organism: Nerophis ophidion (straightnose pipefish)
Lineage: Eukaryota; Metazoa; Chordata; Actinopteri; Syngnathiformes; Syngnathidae
Product: septin-9-like
Exons: 2
Coding region: 16-294 (92 amino acids)
Biological process (GO): cytoskeleton-dependent cytokinesis
Cellular component (GO): septin complex; septin ring; microtubule cytoskeleton
Molecular function (GO): GTP binding; GTPase activity; molecular adaptor activity
Source: RefSeq, a predicted model, not a curated record
AUUUAAUAAAUCAACAUGACUUCCCUCUCUUUUGCAGUGGAAAAUAUUGCACACUGCGAGUUUGCUUACCUGCGAGACCUCCUGAUCAGGACUCACAUGCAGAACAUCAAGGACAUAACGGGCAGCAUCCACUACGAGACGUACCGCGUGCGCCGCCUCAAUGAGUCCAAUGUUCACUUGAGCGCUCACCCCGCUGCGCAGCCAAAAGCCAACGGUCAGCCGGAGCUGGCACACGUCCCCGUGCACGCCAACGGUCUGGCCAUUCAGCACGAAGUUCUCACCCACGAGAUGUAGAGUCCAGCUGCACAAUUCUGUUUACAUCAUCAGCACACCAUUUCACCCACACACACACACAUUAUAGCUCAAUGGGACCUUUUUAAAACCACUUUUCUAAGUCCACAAUUCCGAUAUCAAUUUCCAUUCAGGAUAUUGUCAAGUAGCAUCAUCAUGAUUCAUCUUCUGUGCCAUUGUUUGACUUUGUGUUGUGUGUAAGAUAUUUAGAUUAGCUUUAAUGUAUUGAGGAGGACAAUGUUGUCCUCCACACUGCAACUGAGGAGAGAGAAAGUGUGGAGCAGCUAACUUCUUCAAGUCUGAGGCUUUUCAAAUCUAUAACGUGGUCACCUUGUAUUUCACUGUGCUCAUUUACCAAUGUCUUUUUAUCGCUGCCCCCCCCCCCCCCCCUUUAUCCAUUUAUUUUGCCUGUACAUCCGUAUUAAAGUGUUUUCUAUUAUAAACAAUAUUUGUCUGUUUAGUUAAGACAUUAUCACAGCAACUGUUGAAUACAAGAGAUUAGAGGCCGUAAACUAGCAAGAACAUGUGUUUUAGUAAAAAAAAAAAAAAAAAAAAGCUAAAUCCCCUGCACUUUAGGACCUGGUAGUAAAGCGCACGUUUGUUUGCCAUUAAAAAAUCUCAUAGUGACGUCACAAAUGUGAUAUUUACGUUGCGAGCUAGUUUGAGUUGCAUGAUUUUCCAUGUGUGCCAAGCAACUUGUCCUUUCAACACGUUUGUUUUGUGACUAAACCGACUCGAGGGACAUCUUUUUGCAACAUGUUCCAUAAUCAUCUUGCAUACUCGGCAGCAGCGCAUGAACACAACCUUUUUUUUGUCUUAUUGUUGUAUAGUCAUUGUAAUUUGUGACAGUGUCAUAGAUUAAGGUUUUAUCCUGAUCAUGCUAUCUCUGAAGAAUAAAGAUAGAUAUUUUUAUUGUUUGAA